Oryza brachyantha (malo sina) is the source of this 1706-nucleotide messenger RNA. RefSeq names its product probable ADP-ribosylation factor GTPase-activating protein AGD8. The transcript is spliced from 7 exons. Gene Ontology annotation, molecular function: GTPase activator activity. The coding region runs from base 167 to 1393 and encodes 408 amino acids. The record is from RefSeq and is a predicted model, not a curated record. NCBI's taxonomy places the organism in Eukaryota, Viridiplantae, Streptophyta, Magnoliopsida, Poales, Poaceae. Gene Ontology annotation, biological process: COPI coating of Golgi vesicle.
AAAAAAAGAAGAAGGAAAAAAAAAAGGCGUGGCGUGGUGUGUCCUCGUCGUGAAUUGAUUGAUCAGAAUCCCUACCUCGCCUGCCUGCCUCCCUCUUUCUUCCGCCUCCCGGAAAAAUCCCGAUUCUGCUGUGCGCGCACUCGAUCCACCCUCAGCUUCGCCUGCCAUGGCGACCGGCUCCUCCUCCUCCUCCGCCGCCGCCGAUAAGAACGCCGUCUUCCGCAAGCUCCGCGCCAAAUCCGACAACAAGAUGUGCUUCGAUUGCAACGCCAAGAACCCCACCUGGGCUUCCGUCACCUACGGUGUCUUCCUCUGCAUCGACUGCUCCGCCGUCCACCGUAGCCUCGGCGUCCACGUCUCCUUCGUCAGAUCUACAAAUUUGGAUUCGUGGACCCCAGAACAAUUGAAAAUGAUGGUUUAUGGAGGUAACAACCGUGCACAAGCUUUCUUUAAGCAGCAUGGUUGGACAGAUGGUGGAAAAAUUGAAGCGAAGUAUACUUCAAGAGCUGCUGACUUAUACCGGCAGUUGCUUGCGAAGGAUGUUACUAAAAGUUCCACUGAAGAUGGCAAUAAUAGUUGGCCAUCCUCCCCAGUUGCAGCUUCACAACCCUCGAAUCAAGAUGCUGCAAUUUCAGAUCUUAAGCUGGUGGAGGCAUCUAAGGAAGUUGUAAGUGAGAAGACUGAGCCUGAGGUUAUUCUUUCACCUAGGGCUCCAACCCAUUCUUUCAAGAAGCCAAUUGUUGCAAAGAAGCCUGGAAAUAAGACUGGUGGACUUGGUGCACGAAAACUUACGUCAAAGCCAAAUGAAAGUCUCUAUGAGCAGAAGCCUGAAGAACCAGCUCCUGCCCUGCCACCAGUGACUGAGAACAGUACAGCAAGGAGCAAAUCUCAUACUUCACGAUUUGAAUAUGUGGAAAAUAUACCUUCUGCUGGGAGCAACUCAGAAGAAAAUCAGGUGGUUGGACAUGUUGCACCUCCAAAGUCUUCCAACUUCUUUGGUGAAUUUGGGAUGGACAGUGGAUAUCACAAAAAAUCUGCCCCUGGCCCAUCCAAAGUUCAGGUUGAAGAAAGUAGUGAAGCAAGACAGAAGUUUUCAAAUGCAAAGUCGAUUUCAUCUUCUCAGUUUUUUGGUGAUCAGGCCAGUUUUGAAAAGGAGGCUCAAGUUUCCCUCCAAAAGUUUUCUGGAUCUUCUGCCAUUUCAAGUGCUGAUUUAUUUGGUCAUCCAACCAAUAGUUCCAACGUUGAUCUGAGUGCUUCAGAUUUGAUCAACCGUCUUUCAUUCCAGGCUUCUCAGGACCUGUCUUCUAUCAAGAACAUAGCUGGGGAAACUGGGAAGAAGUUGACAUCUUUGGCAUCGAACAUCAUGUCUGAUCUUCAAGACCGGAUCCUCUGAGUUAAAUUUACAAUUGAAACUCCGUGACAUGCCUUCAGCCGUUACAGGAUUCGCCGUGACAAUAAGGUGACGGCCUGUCUGGUAGGCAGAUCUGUUCAGGAGUUUCUAUAACUUCAAAAACUUACUAUAGAGCUGGGGCUAUAGAGAAAGGUAAUAUCGUGAAUGCUGUGUUGGCCAAAGUCAUGUAAGCAUUUGCACAUGUAACAGGAAUGUUUUUGUCGCAAAUUUGCUAGAUACUGUCUUAGUGAGUACCAUAUAAUACCUAGUACAUAUUUUACCAUAUGGAAGUUAAUACCAUACCCGUAAUUUGUCA